CAGAGAACUAAUGGGUAUGGUUCUUUUUUUUUUCCUCUUUUCCGUAAAACAAGAAAAAAACGUUAGUUUCCCCUUUGACUUGUUUGUCAGCAAUGUGCAUUCGCUGCAAUGCUAGGACGCAACGGCUUGGCACGGCUAGCUAGCAUGCUAAGCUAACCCUUGCUAACUCGGCCUGGCCCCGGCCUUACGUCGGCCCCCUUGGCUCGAAGCCCGUCGCGGGCGCAGCUUGCGCCUCCCGUCGACAUUUUUGCCCCCCACAUCGGAAUAUCCCAACCACGGCGACUUUUCGGAACCGUGGGGACACCGCAACCCAGCAGCCUCUGGGAAGCAACAUGUUGAACUCACCGCGCUUCUUCCUCUGAGUGACGUGAACCCAACUGUGCAAACGACAAAUGGUGCAAAAAAGUUGAGCGUGAGAAAGUUGCAUGCGUGCAGGGCAGCGCACGCCAGUUCCGGAUUUUCUCCCCGGGGGGGGGAUGGCUCCUGGUGGCAAGAGGCAGUAAUGGAGGUGCGUACGCCAUUCAGCACCGGAAUCAUGCCGCAGCGAAAAGGGUAGGGUCGACUUUGAGCUUGUCUCACCCUACCCCCACCCCCCCGACCCCUCCCUCCCAAAGCAGAGUCCUUCUCUGAAGCUGCCCUGCACAGCAUUAGAAGACAAACAUGACGUGUGUUGCAAAGACUUUGGUGGAUGUCUGAUAGAAGUACCCUUGAGGUGUCGCGUGCAAAUCCAGUGGAGCCAUGAAUGGCGGAAAGGACUGUGAGGCGGGAGACGAGAGGCCGACUGUUCCCGUCCAAGUCCCCAUUGGCUGGCAGCGCAAGCGGGAUCAUGGCGGUGGCGUCGUAUAUAUCAGUCCCAGUGGCUCAGUGCUGUCCAGCUUGGAGCAGGUGAAAACCUACCUUCUGACAGAUGGAACCUGCAAAUGUGGUCUGGAGUGUCCGCUCGUCCUCCACAAGGUGUUCAACUUUGACCGGGGAGCCGUGGUCAAACAGAGGACAGCAGAGGACGUGAAGGCAGACGAGGACGUCACCAAGCUCUGCAUCCACAAGAGGAAACUCCUGGCUGUGGCUACGCUGCACAAGAGCAUGGAGAGUCACCCGCCUCUCACGCUAACAAGUCCUGCUGGAGGUACGUCAUCGGUGGUCGCAUCGCAUUCCACACCACAUCGAGCAAUAAGGACUAAACCCCACGAGGGUCUGCCCACCGCUGCUGGUCCAGACUGCAAGAAUCCCUACAAGAUGAUGAUGUCGUCUGGCCACCAACAGCAGCUAUAUCCACCCCAGGAGAUGGGCGGAGGCCAGCAGUCAGAGCUCUGUGCUGGGUACCCCAGGCCGCAGAGGCUUCCCAGCAGUGACCCAGGCCCCAAGUCUCCUUACAGAGCUGGUUAUGGAGUCAUGUUGAGUCCGCCGGUCUCCAGCGCUAAGCCAUGCGGAGAUGGCUCACAGUCACCCCGUGCAGACACGCUGUCCAGCCCGGAGGGCUAUCCGAGAAGCAAUCCUUGCGGAUAUUCUGGAGCUGGCAGUCCCGGGUCUGCUUCCAUUCACGGAAAUUCCAGGACCCCACUUUCUCCACCUAGCAUGAUGAUUCAUAGCUCCCCUGCAAGUCAAGCAUCCUGUGCGAUGACAGGAAGGACUAGCACACCGCUCUCACCCACAGUCACUGCCAAAAGCCCCGUCAUGAACAUGAAUAUGCCACGCGGGAACUUCUCCUCCGGUGUGGACAUGCCCAAUACGGUGUUCCACCAUAAAGUCCAACCAUCCAUCCACCCUGUACCGCCGUCUCCCUCUGUGCCGCCGCCCUGUGUCCUGCAAAAAAGACAGGUGACAUCAGAAAAAGACCCCUUAGGCAUCCUCGACCCCAUCCCCAGCAAGCCUAUCAGCCAGCCCCCAGCUAACAUUCAACCUAACAUCCACACUCAGGUAUCAAUGAUGAAUGUAAACAUACCCCCUCCCGCCAUCGUCCCCUUGCCAAGCAACUUACCCUUGCCCACAGUAAAGCCCGGGCCCGUGGGCCACAGUAGCCACGUUCAAAGGACUCAACAGAGCGGUCCAGCCUCCUCAGUGUCGCCAUCCCCGGUCACCUCUCCUGUUCACAUGGCGGGGUCCUCCCUCGCUCGGGUGGAAGUCUCCCCCCAUCGCUCCCGGUCCUCCUCCACCUCCUCUGACCACGGGAACUUUGCAAUGCCGUCAGGGCAUCAGGCUCCUUGCGGCGGCAUGAAGGUUCCCCCUCGAUCGCCCAGAUCUGCAAUGGGCUCUCCCAGGCCGGCGAUGCCCUCCAGCCCCUCCACCAACAAAAAUGACUCCCUCCACCAGUACAGAGACUCCCAGCUGCUUCCUGGGAUAGCAAACUCGCUUGGCACCCAGCAGCAAAACUCGAUGUACUCGCCCAACUCCACGUCCUCUUCGUCCUUGCCCACCCCGAGUGCUUCCCAGAAGGGCCACCCAGGACUCCUGGGCAUGCCUCUAAACCAGAUUCUAAACCAACAGAAUGCUGCCUCCUUCCCGGCCAGCAGUCUCUUGUCAGCAGCAGCCAAAGCACAGCUAGCAAAUCAAAACAAACACAGCACUGCUGGUGUGGUCGCUGCUGUUGGUAUGGCAGGUGGAGCACCAGGUGGCGGAAGUAAUGGAGGGGGUGGCGGGCACCCCGGCUCAAUGAGCAGCCCUUGUGGCAUGGACGGACACAGCACUUUAAAUCCCAUGCUCCCACCAAACUCCACCAUGCUGCUCAACUGCCCUGAGGGUCAGAGUGGCCGCGCGGCGCUGAGAGAUAAGCUGAUGGCCCAGCAGAGGGACCCCAUACGCAAAAGGAAGCAGUCAUCAGGGAGCACAUCUGUCGGCCAUGACAGCAGCAACAACAACAUGGUCUACAACAUGCAUAACAAGCCUAGCAUGGGAGGAGCCCACAUGCCCGCUCCCAGUUCAGAGCAGAUGCGAAAAAUGGUCCGUCUUGGAAACCUCCCACCGAACACUUCGAUGGCCCAGCUCCUCCAGUCCAUGAGCAACCAGAGCUCCCACAACAUGGCUGGCAACAACCACCGACCUGGCCUCAGCCCAGGACCUUCUUCUCAAGGAGCUACUCAACUCCAGUACAACGACACUACGUCCAAGAUCACUUGCGGCUCACAGCAGAACUUCAUUGGCCAGCAGAGGCUUCGAGUCCCAGCAGAAGCUAUGCAGCACUGUCCAAACGUUGACGCCGCUGCCGGGGCCCACUUGGGCUCUCGCCUGGGCCAGUUUCCCGACAUGAUGGGCCAGAUUCAGACUUCAGCCUGUGGGCCUCUGGUUCCAGGCAGUGGACUAGUAGGCCCCGAUGGCAUGCCACACGGACGCCCCAACGCUAACCCCCCACCGCUGUCUCAUUCUGGGCCUCACCCCUCGCAGCAGACUCUCCAUCACGUUGUAGGGCGGACUAAUAUGGUGCUGAUACCGAGUGGAGAUGGGAGCUAUACAAAGAACAUCUCUGACACAGGAAACGCUUCCUCGCAUGGCUGCAAUGUGGGCAGCCUGCAGCCUCACGUCAACGCCGGCGCUCGACAGAUGUACCAGAAGCACGUCAACCAGGUCAUGCAGCAGGGCGGGGCCUCCCACGGGACCUCCCACUCUGCCUACCAGAGUCAGCAGCACUUUCCUGACAACCCACCUUAUGCAGACAACAGCAAUGCAAACGUCGACUCCAUGGUUUUCCGCUACCAGAAUUACCAGCAGGGGAUGAUGCCGCAGCCUCCGUUUAGUGAGGGGCAACCGCAGCAGGGCGAGGGCUUGCGAACGGGAACACCAGCGACAGACAGCGGACCUGGCAGAGGCUCGGAGUCGGUGGACGCCAUCUACAGAGCCGUGGUGGACGCGGCCAGUAAAGGCAUGAGUGUCACCAUCACCACGACAGUAAGUGAGACCACGCAGGCGAGUCCUGUGCCUGCCCUCAGCGCCAUGAGUGCCUUCACUGCCUCCAUCGGGGAGCCCGUGAACCUCCCCCAGGCGGUCAGUGCAGUUCUGCAUGGAGAAGGGGACGCUUUACCUCAGCAAGCCAGAACCAGGCAGGCGUGGCCCGUCGGAGGCCGGAAGAACAUGGAUCCAGGGAAGGGCACCGCAGAUGUCCCGGAGGCUAACGAGUACUUCCGACCCCCUGGCUGCGGAACUCCCAGGGGGCAGUGGGAUGGGGAAAUCCAUCAUGGCGGCGGCUUUGACGCGCACGGCAACAGCAGCGUCUGGGGUGGGGAGGAGUUCUUGGAGUGCUCCACCCAGGUGAGGAGCAGUCCCUGCAUGGAGCGAAGUACGAACUUAGUGCCCGUCCCGCCUUGCCCUACUGACGCCACCAAUGACCACGGCGUGGCCUUGGCGCUCGGCAAGCCCUUUGUCGACGAUAGCUACCGCUUCAACAACUGCAGCCGGACGCAUACCAACUAUAAGGAGCGCUUAGAGCAGACGGUGGAACGUUGCGUUCACAUUAACGGCGCAACAUCGCUCUUUAACACACGGGGUUAUGGAGAGGUCCUCGGACCCCCGCGACAAGAACUCACAGGCGACGACCAGUCCCCCAGCUCGUCCACAAGCCUGGAAGGACCUCUGGCCGGCGUUAAAGACUACAGCCACUACAACGGCCACUUCAACGGGAUGGCGCCCAGCCCCUCGGACACUAAGAGUCUAAGCAGCGAGGAGGACCUGCGGCAGCCGGACUCGCCCUCCUCGGAGCUCCUCCACUACCGCUCCAGGACCUUCAAUAUGGGAGAACUGGUGUGGGGCCAGUUGAAAGGCUUCCCACCCUGGCCGGCUAAGCUGGCGGGGGAGGAACAGAUGCACGGUGCUGCCAUGCAACUGCGGGAGCAGGCUAAGAUGGAGCCAGAAAAGCUAAAAACUUUAACACAUGACUUGGAAGCACUUGACCGAGUCGCCAAAAGAGGCUUAAAGCCAGGAAAACUGAAUAAUCACUUGGAAGCUGCUAUCCACGAGGCCAUGAGCGAGCUGGACAAGAUGUCGGCCACUAUCCCGUCGAGAGAGCGGCCGACGAAGGCGCCGAAGCCCAAGAGGCGAAAGAUCUCCAGAUAACAAUGAAUGUGUCGCCGUCUUCAACGCCUUCCGGAGGUGCCUCGCUGCCGUCUGAGCUGUCCUCGGUGCUACGCAUGGACGCCGCGUGAUCCCCCAUUGAUCCAUCAUUGAGGUGCUGGAACUUCCAAUCGCCGACACAGUUGAGUGAACAAAUUGAGAGAACCAUCAAAAAAAAAAAUAAAAAUUACAAUUUAUCGACAGCUCGCUGAACUAUUUUUUUGUAGUAUAAGAUAGUAAAAAGACAAAAAAAAACCUGAGCAUUACCUUACAUAUUUAAGAAAAAUAGACAGUCCAAAUAUUUCUGAUACAUUUUCAUGAUGUAAAUAGGGUAACCCUGAAAUGUCAAAUUAUUAAGAAUUGUAUGUAAAUAUUGUAAAAUGUAAUGUACAAGCGUACUUAAUGCACAUUUUAUCUUUUGUUGUACAAAAACAAAGCAAAGUGUACUGACGUCUCGCUUUCUAUUCAGACGUGCACUCGCAUAGGAGCGCACACACGGAAAAAAACACGGCUUUUUAUAUGACACGGCAGUCAGGCGGGUGCUUUGAGUUUGUUUGUUUUUUUUUUUGUUUUUGUUUUUGUUCAUGUUGUGGCGAGAGCGAGUGGUGUCUAAGUUGGUUACGUCAUGCCAGAAAGUGUUCACGGAAAACGAAGACAGAAUGAACUUUACCAGCAAAUAGUGCCGUUGUUGUUGUAGGCUCCGUCCCACGAUGCAGUUUAACCCUUCUGUUGGAGAAACCAGCGUUUUUGGUUUGUUUGUUUUUUUCUUUUUCCAUUGCUGGCUCUCAUUUAUGGAGGACCAAAACUGCCAAAAUAAAUAAA
This is a messenger RNA of Doryrhamphus excisus (bluestripe pipefish), 5859 nucleotides long. Lineage: Eukaryota; Metazoa; Chordata; Actinopteri; Syngnathiformes; Syngnathidae. The record is from RefSeq and is a predicted model, not a curated record.